GCAGAUAUAGUGAAUGCGGGGUCCGGGGAGACAGGAUAUAGUGAAUGCGGGGUCCGGGGAGACCGGAUAUAGUGAAUGCGGGGUCCGGGGAGAGUGGAUAUAGUGAAUGCAGGGUCCGGGAGAGACCGGAUAUAGUGAAUGCAGGGUCCGGGGAGAGCGGAUAUAGUGAAUGUAGUGUCCGGGGAGAACAGGAUAUAGUGAAUGCGGGGUCCGGGGAGACCGGAUAUAGUGAAUGCAGGGUCAGGGGAGAGCAGAUAUAGUGAAUGCGGGGUCCGGGGAGACAGGAUAUAGUGAAUGCGGGGUCCGGGGAGACCGGAUAUAGUGAAUGCGGGGUCCGGGGAGA
This is a messenger RNA of Staurois parvus, 343 nucleotides long. Lineage: Eukaryota; Metazoa; Chordata; Amphibia; Anura; Ranidae. The record is from the annotation of a GenBank genome assembly.